AUGGAGGAAAGUCACAUAAUCAGCGAGGAUCUGCCGCUUCCACGCUCCCGGCUGUUUGAACGUCUAGGCAACCUGCCCGGCUAUACGUGGGACCAGUCAGUCGAGCCGUUCCAUUCGACAUACAAUCAUUGGCAUAUCUGCGGAUUUCGCCAUGCGAUCGAAUCCGACCUCUCAACCCCCGUCGCGACCUCUUCGGGCCCAGCCUCUUCAGGUCCAUCGAGUCUCACUCGUUACUCCCCGCGUGCGGACAUUCGUCCGGCCACCCGCCCAUUGAUACGACGAGCCAGUAUUAGCGAAACAAGUAGUGAGAUUUCUUUCUCACGAGGCGAACAGGAGCAGAUAUGGAUCCCGGUUGUCGCUCGCGUCUCCACCAAUGUGAUUAGAUUGGAACGUGAAUUUCAUAUGUUAAGAUCCGUCGUGCAAUCUUCCGACCCGGACUGCAACCAUACAAUCCGACCUAUCGACUUGAUUCGACUUCUCCCCGACCCUGGUGACGAGAGAACCCUUUUGGUAGCGAUCUUUGAGUCUCCGGGCCACGACCGAUUACGCGACUUGGUUACAUUUGGCCCUGCUUCGUUCGUCGCCGGAGCAAAGGGAGACAAUAACGCUACGCCCAAUGAACAGAUACCAUUGCCGGCCUUUUUUGACUUUGCGAUCGGCGCAUGCGACUGCUUGGAAAUUUUACAUUAUGGAGUGAAAACCGUACAUGGGGAGAUUCGCGGCGAUGCAUUCCAUUUUUGUGGCGAGACUGGAGCUGUCAAGCUUGUAAACAUCGGGAAUGGUGCUCGGUCAUUCGACAACGUUCUCAGUGAAGGAUGGUCUUCUGUGUCUCGUGAGCUUGGGGCAAAGUACAAGUUGCAAUUCAUUGCUCCAGAGCAGACGGGUAGGAUGCCUACCGAGCCAGACAGUCGCACCGAUAUCUAUGCUCUGGGUCUCUUCUUCUGGUCAAUGUUGGUAGGAAAAUUACCCUUCGAAGGCACUGAUCCUGUCGAGGUUGUUCAAAAUGUACUAGGAAGGAAAUUGACCCCCAUAUCUGCGAAGAGAAUGGAUGUGCCAGAUGCUCUUUCAGCAGUGAUCCAAAAAAUGACACAGAAAGCGGUUCACGAGCGCUACCACACAAUUUCCUCGGUGAAGCGGGACCUAUCGCAAAUUGCAAAUCUACUGGGCGAUGGAGACAGUGAAGCCUUGAACAACUUUCGAAUUGCGCAGCAAGACGUGUCAUCCUUUUUUACCCUUCCGUCCCGCAUGUUUGGUCGACAAGAUGUGUAUGAUACCAUAAUCAACGUCGUGGAAAAGGUGAACAGACGACAGGCAGCUGCCUUCGCAAAAUCAUUCACUCAGAGCCCAGGAACAGCGCAUGCCCUCGCUUCAAAUUCAUCUUUCUCCGAGGGGCGUGUGGACAGUUUCGAACUUGCAUCCAUGUCUAGCGAUUCGGGAUCAUUCCACCUACCUCCCAGGACACGCUCUGAUGCCACUAAUUACCAUCUCUCCCACGUCAGUACCCACGACUCUGUCACAAGCAGCGAUGUGACAUUUCAAACUCCGAAGCAAGCACAGACACCAACCAGUCAAGAAAUUCCUCCUUCGGCACAUAAUUCCAUAUCCGACAAAGUGAAAAGUCCCUCACAUUCUCGUUCUUCAUAUAAUACAGACCGGGAGAGCCACCCCUCUAUCGGUACUAAUACCAACAGCCAACCGUCGAUUCAUAAUUUCAGUCAGUCUGAUCCAUUGAACUCUAUCGCCAAGCAAAAGGCCGGCGGAAAAUUCCGCCGUAGCGGACGGUGCGAGGUCAUCACAAUUAGCGGUGUUGCAGGACUAGGCAAGACGGAUCUUCUGAACCGGGUUCAACCAAUUAUUCGUAAAAUGGGCUAUAUAGCCAUUACUCGUUUGGAUCGAGCGAAGCGAGUGCCGUUUGAACCAUUUGCAAAAGUUUUAGCCAGCCUUCUGCGUCAGAUCUUCUCUGAGCGCGAUGUUAUGACCGACUAUCAUGACAGCAUCCGACGGGCUUUACGCCCACUAUGGCCUACCUUGCAUAAAGUGCUAGACCUGCCUGAGCAGCUGAUGGCUCCUGGUUCGAAAUACAAACCGCAGUCAUCCAAUAUCACCGUUACUCAACAAGUCGUUAAGCCAGAUGUUUUCAAGGGUGAGCUCCCCAAAACAAUGAAAAUCCCAUGGUUGGAUCAAGGUCAAACUUCGGCAGAUUUUUUCUUAUCAAAUGCAGCCUCCAAUAAUCUGCGUUUGAUGGAAAUUUUCCUGGAGAUUUUGAAGACCUUGUGUCAGUUCCGACUGAUCACCAUUUGUCUUGAUGACCUUGAAUACGCGGACGACGAAACUUUGGAGCUGGUUUUGAACAUCAUUAGAGCAAAGUUACCAUGCGUCCUCAUUCUUACCAGUCGUAAGGAUGAGAUCAUGUCUGAUAGUGUCAGGUCAUUGUUUGAGGCGGACAAUUCCAACGUCACAAGAAUUGAUCUUCAACCGUUGGGUGAAGACGACAUCAUGGAGUUCGUGGCUGCGACAAUGCACCAGGCGCCCAAUCCCACAUUGACACCGCUCUCCGCUGUGAUCCAAGAAAAGAGCCAGGGUAAUCCGUUCUAUGUGCGGGUGAUGCUGGAAACCUGCUACCGGAAAAAUUGCAUCUGGUACUCGUGGAAAGACUCGAGGUGGCUGUUUGACCUUGAUCGAAUUUUCACCGAAUUCGUGGCUCCUGUGUAUGGGGAAGGGUUGGGUCUGGGCUUUCUCACCAAGCGUCUCCAAGAAAUUCCGCCUGCAGCCAGGUCGAUCAUGGUUUGGGGUGCGCUUCUAGGGAGUCCAUUCUCAUUCUCGUUGGUUCAAAAGAUUUUGACUAGCGAGUUUCUUCUCUCUAACGAUGAUGGAGAUUUGGAUCUUCCGUCCCCACAAAAUGUAACACUGGUACGGCAAACAGAGGGAGACAUUGUUGUUGGGCUACAGUACUUGGUCCAGGCCAACCUCCUGAAUACAGGGAAAACUGAUGAUGAGUUCAAAUUUGGCAAUGACCGGUUGGCGCAAGCUGCUCUUACUCUGAACGAGAGCCAAAAUGUCGAGAAAAUGCAUUUCAUCGUCUCCCAAGCUUUGAUGAAAUAUUAUCAUGAUCAUCGUAGUCGUUAUUCGAUGGCAAACCAUGUCGCUCAUUCGUCCCGUACCAUCAAGUCUCGUGUUACCCGACGGAUUGACUACAGAAGAAUACUGUGGGAAGCUGGACAAACUGCUGCUCAGUCUGGAGCACGACCAACAGCACUCUGGUACUUUCGCCACUGUAUCGCGCUCCUUCAGGAUGACCCAUGGGACGAUCACCAAGUUGAUGUUUAUUAUGACGAGACAAUGCGUCUAUUCAUUGCAACAGCUGAAAUGUCAUGGUCCCAGGGCCAAAAUGAGGAGGCGCUUACAUUGAUAGACGCAGUUUUUGUCCACGGAAAAGAUGCAGUGAGCAAGUCAAGGGCCUGGAUCAUCAAAGCGAAGAUCUUCGCUCAGCUAGGAAACCACCAUCGAUCGAUGGAAUCCCUGCUCACGUGCCUUGAUGAACUGGGUGUUCACCUUCGCUCACCCACAACAUAUGAGGACUGUGAUGCUUCCUAUAUGAAAUUGAAGCACUUUCUUGAGCAGGCUGAUCUGGAAGCUGUCACCCAAAAGCCAAUCAGCAAGGACCCGAACCUGGUCACCAUUGGGGCCGUUAUGGCAGAGGCGAUGGCAGUUACAUAUUGGGAUGAUGCGUUAACAUUCUAUCGCAUGGCGAUUGAGAUGAUGCACAUCCACAUUUUCAGGGGCGGAUUUACGCAAAUCUCAAUCGGUUGCUCCCAUCUUGCCAUGAUCGCCCUCAGUCGCUUUAAAGACCUGGAGUUUGGUAUUAGACUCAGCGAUCUUUGCCUUUCCCUCCUUGAGCGCUGCCCUGAGCUAUGGACCCAAAGCCGUGGUUCUAUCGUGCACAACCUCUAUGUCAGCCACUUGCGCAUUCCGAUGGCCUCAACAUUGCCGGCCUUGGACGCCUCUCUGGAGGCAUCGUUUACUAUGGGCGACCCGUACAUUACCUUGAUCAGCAUAUCCUCAAUGGCCAUGACACGGCUGUAUCUUGGCCAAGACAUGGAUCAAUUGGAAACAUUCUGUCUGGACACGCCUGAAGAAAUCCCGCAUUGGAACCAGGACACUCGCGGUGGAGCCAGCGUACUUGCGGUCCGACAAGUUGCACGGGCUCUCCAGGGCAAGACCGAAUUCCGCGAUGCUGAUAAUGUCAUGUCAGAUGACCAGCAUCGGACAGCUGCAUAUAUGGCCUACCUGGAUGCAAAUGCGAGCAAUGUGGACAGGCCCCGUGACAUCUAUUAUGGCUUGUCCAUGAUUCCUUUGUUCUUGUUUGGUCACCACACGAAAGCGAUCCAGGUCGGUACGAAAUUACUAGAGACGACACACAGACUGUGGUCCGUGCGCGUGUCCUACCUAGUGUACUUCUACCUAUCUGUCUCACUCCUCACACUUCACAAUGAUUAUCCUGCUCAGGGAUACCUGGAUGGCAAGAUGGACACCAUCCUCCAGUACAAAGCCGAGAUCGACUUCGCUCGAACCUGUUCGGAUGCAAAUUAUGGUAUGUGGUCGCUACUGCUAGAGGCACUCAUAUCCGAGGUUCGGAACGACCAUAGUGCGGCGAUCCAGGCGUAUGAGGCUGCUAUUGAUCAUUGCCAAGUUCACGGUUGGCCCUUGGAGGAGGCACUUGCACUUGAACUUCAGGGAGAGUUUUUGGUUCGACGUGGAGCGAAGAGGGCUGCUCGCGCUGUGAUGCAAGAUGCUAUUGCUGCAUGGAGCUCCAUAAGUGCUGGAGGCAAGGCCGCAAUGGUCGCAGAGAAGCAUGAGUGGUUGCUUAAGACAGCAACUUCGGCCAAGACCGUUGAUGUUGGUUGCCAGACCGUCGACUCUUUGCUCGAAAUUUCUCGUGACGUUGUCGAGGAAGAAAUUGGUAUCCCCUCGCAGAUCGAGGAAGAAGAGAGAAGACAUCGUUGGAUUGAACAGAAUGGUGUCACCGCGGGUGAGAGAUCACUAGAUAUCUCUAGCGUUGGACUUGACAUUAUCGAUCUGUCUAGCAUACUCGAGUCAAGCCAAGUCAUGUCAUCUGAACUUCAAAUUGACAAGCUCUUCACAAAGAUGCUCGAGAUUAUCAUCGAAUCAUGCAAUGGCUCUGAUUUUGCAGUCAUUGCUACAGACUUUGACGAGCAAGGCUUUGCAAUUGCCGCAGCCGCAGAUGCCGAAAAGGGCCAAAAGUCUUUCACGGAUGGCCUGUCUUUCUCAGAAAUGGAAGGUCGAAUGGCUAACGAGAUUACCCAUUAUGUCAUGCGUACGAAAGAAGAAGUUCUCGUCCACAAUGUCCUUGAAGACGAGCGAUUUUCCAACGUCAGCGAAGCGUACCAUGCAAAUUUCCCACUUGGCCGGUCUGUAAUUGCGCUGCCCAUUGUUCAAGCGGACCAUCUUCUUGGAGUGAUUCAUCUUGAAGGUAAACCAAAUUGGUUCACCCAACGAAAUGUUGUCGUGUUGCAUCUGCUCUGUAACCAGAUUGGAAUCUCACUGUCUAAUGCCCUCCUGUUCCGUGAGAUUCGCAAAGUCAGUGCAAAGAAUGCAUCGAUGAUCGAAUCGCAGAAGCGUGCGCUCGCUCAAGCACGCGAGUCAGAACAGAAGGCUAAAGUAGCUGAAGCAGAGGCGAAACACAACGUUAAACUCAAGGAUGAUGCUGCUCGAGCUAAAUCUAUUUUCCUCGCAAACAUUUCCCACGAUCUUCGCACUCCGAUGAAUGGUGUUAUUGGUCUUUCGGAGCUCCUGAAGGGUACAUCACUGGAUAGAGAGCAGGAUGAAUAUGUUGAAUCCAUUCGCGUCUGUGCCGAUACCCUACUGACUCUCAUCAACGACAUCUUGGACUUCUCAAAGCUCGAAGCUGGCAAGAUGAAGAUCUCGACUGUGCCACUCAAUCUCAAGGAAACAAUUUCGGAGGUUAUUCGUGCGCUUCGGUACACCCAUCGCGAGCGUGGCCUGGAUACAAUCGAGGAUCUUGAGCGUGUACCACCAGAGCUUGUUGUACUUGGUGAUCCUGUUCGGUUGCAUCAAAUCUUCAUGAACUUGCUGAGCAACAGCUACAAAUUCACACCGAAAGGCUCCAUUACCGUCAAGGCUCGGGUUGCCCGUGAAGGCAAAGGCCGGGUGCGCUUGGAAUGUUCAGUCUCCGACACCGGAAUCGGUAUUCCCGAAGAGCAGAAAGCCCGUCUUUUCCGGCCUUUCUCUCAAGCUGACCCCUCAACUGAAAGAUCUUAUGGCGGCAGCGGGCUUGGUCUGAGCAUCUGUAAGGCGAUUAUUGAGGACGUUCUUGGUGGUGCAAUCUGGCUCGAGUCAACGUCAGGAGUCGGAACCACUGUGACCUUCCACUUGGUUUUCAAUAAAGCGCCCAAGAAAACAGCAGUCAAGGCUCCGUGGUCACAGGAUCUGAGCCAAGCAGAAAGCAAAGAAAGUCCACGAACGAAAGCCCGAGACCUCACCCAAAUCCCAAGAGAUCAGAUCCGAGUUUGCAUUGCUGAAGACAAUCCUAUUAAUCAAAAGAUUGCUGUCAAGUUCGUGACAGGGCUUGGUCUCCAAUGUGAAGCAUACAGCGACGGAAAGCAAGCAGUGGACGCUCUGCGCGCUAGAUCCAAAGAAGGCAACCCUUUCCAUGUGGUUUUGAUGGAUGUCAUGAUGCCCACUCUCGAUGGAUACAACGCGACCCGCGAGCUGCGCCGAGACCCCGAUCCCAAUGUCAAUGAGGUUCUGGUCAUUGCUAUGACGGCCAGUGCCAUCGAAGGCGACCGGGAGAAAUGCCUUGAAGCUGGCAUGAACAACUAUUUGCCAAAGCCCGUGCGAUCACCUAUUCUCAGCGAGCUGUUGGACAAGUAUCUUGCCCCCGUGCCCUCGUACCCACGCACCCGUCUCGCAAUUCGCGAAAAAAGCUCGAGAAGCAGCAUUGGUCCCGACGCUGGCACCCCCACCAGUUUCUCUUCAUCAGCAUCCGAUGAAAAGCCUCUUCCCCCACCACCAACAUCAGAGGAAAAAUGA
This is a messenger RNA of Penicillium macrosclerotiorum, 7071 nucleotides long. RefSeq names its product putative sensor histidine kinase/response regulator. Bases 1 to 7071 code for a protein of 2356 amino acids. The record is from RefSeq and is a predicted model, not a curated record. Lineage: Eukaryota; Fungi; Ascomycota; Eurotiomycetes; Eurotiales; Aspergillaceae. Gene Ontology annotation, biological process: protein autophosphorylation; phosphorelay signal transduction system. The transcript has 2 exons. Gene Ontology annotation, molecular function: histidine phosphotransfer kinase activity; protein binding; phosphorelay sensor kinase activity.